AGCCUGGAGCCGCGCGGACCCGCCCUGCCCGCUCUGAAGGUCCGCUCCAGUGUCCCCACGCGAGCGGAAGGCGAUUUGUUUUAUUUUCCCUGUGCUCCAGUAGCACUUUUCACACCUGAAACAUGAACCUUGUCACGGAGUUUUGUGAUCCUGCCCUUCAGGAGGGGAAAAUAAGCGCAUCCAAUGAACUUGACGGUUUAUGUGAAAUCCUAGCGGGAAAGGGCCACGUCUUUCUUUCCUCGUGUAUCCAGCGUCCAGCGCUCAGCUUGGCGCUCUCCGAGGUGUCCUGAACGCAUCACAAUAGAAAUGGCUAAAGAAAUGGACACAGGAAUGGAUGAGGGAAACGAAGAAUGGAGAAACCGAGAAAGGAACGAAGACGGGCCGGAGCCCGGAGGGGGCUGGACGCGCGCGGCCCCGCCGCCCGGGGGCGGUGUGGAGGGCGCGCGGGCAGACCCGGCCUCUGCAGAAGGCGCUGCUCCGCAGUCCUGCCGCCCGGUGAACACGCGGGAGGCGGAGUGGAGGGACCGCGCGGGGCACCGGAGACCCGAGCGUGGGAGCCCGGGGCGGCCGAGGCAGGUGCAGUGUCCCACCCUUGACCUCUGGCUGCUGCGGCUCCGGGGCCGCACCACGUCUGGCGGAGCGGAGGCGCUAGACCUGCCCGUGAGGAUCUCAGCCGCAGACCUGUCCUGGGAGCCGCGCCGCAGCAACGCGAUGGCUCAUCUUGAUGCUGAUGUGAAAGAAGAAUGUCUGAGGGAAGACCUGAAGUUCUACUUCAUGAAUCCGUGUGAAAAAUUCCGAGCCAGACACCAGAUCCCAUGGAAACUGGGUCUCCAGAUUUUGAAGGUAGUCAUGGUUACCACCCAGCUUGUUCGUUUUGGUUUAAGUAACCAGCUCGUGGUUGCUUUCAAGGAAGAAAACACUGUCGCUUUUAAGUACUUGUUUUUGAAAGGAUAUUCUGGCGUAGACGAAGAUAACUACAGUUGCAGUGUAUACACUCAAGAGGAUGCCUAUGAGAGCAUAUUUUAUGCUAUUAAUCAGUACCAUCGUCUAAAGAACAUAUCCCUGGGGACCCUGAGCUAUGGAGAAAAUGAAGAAAACAGAAUUGGCCUAAAAGUCUGUAAGCAGCACUACAAGACAGGGACCAUGUUUCCUUCUAACGAGACACUGAAUAUUGACAGCAACAUUGAAGCAGACUGCCUUCUCUUGGACCUCCAGGCCUUCUCCAAGAACCCUCCGGGCUGGAGGAACUCAUCAUUCUUCAGACUGGAGUUUUAUAGGCUCUUGCAAGUUGAAAUCUCCUUUCACCUCAAAGGCAUCGACCUGCAGACGAUUCUGUCCCGAGAGUUACCAGACUGUUAUGACUUUCAGAAUACGAUCACCUUCGACAACAAAGCUCACAGCGGCAAAAUCAAAAUCUAUUUUGACAGCAAUGCUAACAUUGAAGAAUGUAAAGACUUAACCAUAUCUGGAUCUGUUCAGAAGAAUACUCAGUAUGUACUGGCAUUUGAUGCGUUUGUCAUUGUGAUUUGCUUGGCUUCUCUGAUUCUGUGCACAAGAUCCAUCUUCCUUGCUCUAAGUUUACGCAAGAGAUUUGUAAAUUUCUUCCUGGAGAAGUACAAGCGGCAUGUGUGUAGCGCUGACAAGUGGGAGUUCGUCAACGGGUGGUACAUCCUGGUGAUUAUCAGCGACCUAAUGACAGUGAUUGGAUCCAUCCUGAAAAUGGAAAUUCAAGUCAAGAACCUCACAAAUUAUGACCUGUGCAGCAUUUUGCUUGGAACAUCCACACUUCUCGUCUGGGUUGGAGUCAUCAGAUACCUGGGUUACUUCCAAAAAUAUAAUGUGCUCAUCUUGACGAUGCAAGCCUCACUGCCGAAAGUCCUUCGCUUCUGCGCCUGCGCUGGGAUGAUUUACCUGGGCUACACCUUCUGUGGCUGGAUUGUCUUAGGCCCAUAUCACAAUAAGUUUGUAGGUCUGAAUACUGUUUCCGAGUGUCUGUUCUCUCUGGUCAACGGUGAUGAUAUGUUUGCAACCUUUGCUCAGAUCCAGCAGAAGAGCAUCUUCGUGUGGCUGUUCAGUCGCCUGUAUUUAUAUUCCUUCAUCAGCCUUUUCAUAUAUAUGAUCCUCAGCCUCUUCAUUGCUCUUAUUACAGAUUCUUAUGACACCAUUAAGAAAUUCCAACAGAAUGGGUUUCCCGUGACGGACCUGCAGGCAUUCCUGAAGGAGCGUGGCCGCCGGGGGCAGUGCCGGCGGGAGCCCUCAGCCCUCCUGUGCCGCACCUGCCGUCGGAGGAGCGUGUGGUGCAGACGACCCGUCCCCCGAGGCUGCACGGCCUGGGCUGGAGACGCCUGCCAGCAACUCCUCGUGCACCAACCGCGCGUCACUCCCUCUUCUUCAGGACACUUAAGAAAACAGUCUAGACCAGCGCUGUUCAGUGUGUUGCAUCUCAUAGCCCACAGAAACGAAGUACUGAAGUUCUGCAGCACACCAAAAAUAUUUUGUAUUUUUUGCUGAUAUGACAAAAAAAAAGUAUAAUUUUGAUUCAUUCACACCAGGUGGCUGUUGUUGUGUUGGCUGUUGUCAUUUUUUACUUGACCAUCUAAGGGAAAAGAGGUCAGUGCCCCUGACUGAGUGGUCAGGUACUGCAUGUUUUACAAAUCCCUGUGGCACCUCAGUGGCGAAGUCUAGUGGUUUGGGGCCUAGAGUGGGGGUCAGAUGAGGACAGUAUUUUUUAUCCUCACCCAAGGACAUUGGUUUUUGUUGCUUUCAGAGAGAGAAAUGAACACACACACACACACACACACACACACACACACACUGAGAGAAACAUUGAUGAGCUGCUUUCUUAAAUGGGCCCCAACCAGAGAUGGAACUCGGGUUUGUGCCGGGACUGGGAAUCAAACCCUGGGCCUUUCGGUCCAUGAGACGAUGCUCCAACCAACUGAGCCUCUCCAGCCAGUGAGGUUAGUAGUUUUACCUGUACCCAUGUUUGUUUCCAUCUCUAGUCAGGGUAGCAGUUGUUAACUCAGAGUAUCUCCUACCCGUGUGUUUGGAGAAAAGAUUUUCUAAUGCAGAUUUCUGAAGGAAGACGGGGGAACAUGAUUGCAGCUUAAAACCACAGGAUGUAUUUCCCACUAAUCAGUUCCUACCCCGUCUUCGGAUUUGAAAUGAUAUGACUGAAGCCUUUCCAAAGACUGUCUGGCAACUAUGGAAUGAGGUCUUCUGAGAAGAGUUAAGUUUUUAAAGUCACAUUUUAUCCUCUCAGAGCAUUAAGUUGUUACCAUGGAAACUGGGAAUAAAGGGAAAUUAAUUUUUUUAAUAGGCAGCUGCUUCCUAAGAGGCACCUUGUUUAAGGAAAGUCUUUCAAAGUUGCUUUUCUAAUAUGAAGUUAACCAUAAACAAAAAAAAUCAUCUUAGAAUGUAGUUGUGAAUUCUGGAAAGUUACUGAUAGGUUUUGUGUGUUUGAUUUUUUAGCCCUUGGUUUGCACCAUAAAAAGCCCCAGGAGUUUGUUACAUGUUUCCCAGUGCAGCCAUGUAGUGUGAGUAAAAGAUGUGAGGGGCGGACUUGAAGACUAGCCAUGUGGUUGGUCUGAGCGGCGGGGACCGCUGUCAGCGGACAGUUGGCGCUGAGACGCAUGCGCUACGUGCGGGUUGUUGAGAAGAUGCCUGGUGCAAAAGGACGGCCCGGCCCAUCUCUGAUGAAGGAAUUAGAUAGGGCAGGAGAGUCCAUUAAGGGAAAUCACCUGAAAAAUGGGGAUGCUGAAAGUUUUGAAAAAAGAGGCUAUAAAAAAAAAAAACAAGUGGCUAUUACCUGAGGUGGUCGUUCGUGAAAUCAGCUAGAACAGUUUUAGCUGAACACUCCUAUCAAAGCCUGGAUCUAGGGGGGUUUGAUGGACCCUGCAGAGAGUAAAUGAAGAUCGUAGGGCAUGAGGAAGGAACUGGAUUGUACUGGGCCUUCAGAACAAGUGAUGGCUUCGACUUUAUCAAAAAUUAAAUACCACUUGGGUGGCUGGGUGCCUUGGCUGGCGGGAGCACUAUCUCAUACACCGAGAGGCUACUGGUUCGAUCCCUGGUCGGAGCGCGUACGGGAGGCAACUGAUCAGUGUUUCUUUCUCAUAUCAUUGUUCCCCUCUCUCUACCCCUUCCUCUUCCCUAAAAUCAAUAAACAUAUCCUCAGGGGAGGAUUAGAAAAUUAGGUACACCUGCAUGUGUUUAAAGGCUAGGAGCCAAAGAAUGGAGCAGGAAUUGAGGAAGGGUCUGAAUGAAGAGUAGCUGUUGGAGAAAGCCCUCCCUGAGGAGCCUGGGGAUUAGGAAGGGCCUCCCGUCCAGGACUGUGAGAACCGUGACGGGCAGCCCUGGUUGUCACAGCUCUGCCCCCUCCUCACUCUUUCCCCGGGCAGCCCAGCUGAUCCUCCCACCACAGACUGAUCCUCCCUCCAACUACCAACAGAGCCUCCAGCCUGCUCACCAGAACACCUGGGCUUUGUUUUGGACCCUGCCAGUUACCCACCGUGUCCCACCACCUCUCCCAAACCUCUCGGUUCCUCGGUGUCAUCAGGAUGAGCAGAUGACCUCUGACACCCUUCCAGCUCUCCUGCAACGUGGUUCUCAGGAAGGAUGUGCUCAGCUGAGCAGAUGCAGAGUUUACCUUUCCCCUUCUCUCCUGCAGCGGAGGACAGUCUGCUAUUCUAGGCAUUAGGAAGGCCCCGUCAAAGGAGGGAGAUGCAGGGUCCCAGAGAGGCGGGCAGCUCCUCGAAGUUGCCGAAAGCAUCUGCUCAAACCAAAAAUAGUGCAAAGUGGCUUUCUUAAUUUUUUGCUUUUUAACGUUUCACUUAGCAUGUUGAUAACCUACAUACACCUAGAAUAUGGAGUGUUCCUAUUCCUUGUCAAAGAUUUUUGAGUCAUUGUUCUCUUUUCUCUUUCCUCCUCCCCUUUUCUG
Messenger RNA from Artibeus jamaicensis (Jamaican fruit-eating bat), 4936 nucleotides. RefSeq names its product mucolipin TRP cation channel 2 (gene MCOLN2). Gene Ontology annotation, cellular component: plasma membrane; lysosomal membrane. Gene Ontology annotation, molecular function: NAADP-sensitive calcium-release channel activity. The transcript has 14 exons. The coding region runs from base 307 to 2511 and encodes 734 amino acids. The record is from RefSeq and is a predicted model, not a curated record. Lineage: Eukaryota; Metazoa; Chordata; Mammalia; Chiroptera; Phyllostomidae.